AUGGACGGCGGGUCUCCCAUAGCGCCUCUUGAGCGCUCCUUUUCCGAGAUCUCGGCCGCGUCGACGAGGAGCCGGAGUAGCCAUCGCUCUACCGUCCGCGCCUCUCGCAGGGCCAAGCUUGUCUCUAACCCGUCCAGCUCCACCACGGCAUCGUCCGUCGACGCCUUGGACAAGUCCCUAACCUCGUUUCCGUCUUUCUCGCCCGGAUCUCCACAAGAAGAAGACCGCCCUACACUCUCACUGGACGCCCUCGAUGGUGCCUCGUCCCUGUUGCUCAAAAAGCCCGAUGAGACGGCCAAACAAUCGCCUUCACCGCCGAGGACCGCCGUUGCGUCGGCAAAAUCCGCCGCAUCAUCCAUCGUUGCGAGUCUGACGGCCAGCUCGCCCAACCCGCAGGCAUCCUCAUCGACGUUUACAUCUUCGUUCAGCCAAGCACGCAACGCCCUGUUCGACGAUGCGCCGCCGCUUACCCCCAACAAAAUCCCUGGCGCCCUUCACCUCGCCGACGAUGAGCACAUCGGCCGCCUCAUUGCCAAGCAUGGCGCCGUUGGACUGGUGCGCCAGGUUGCCGAAGACCUGGCCCAGCGGGACGCACAGAUAUCGGCGUUGCGUAUCCGCUCGAGCGACCGGGAACGCGCCCUGAGGAAGAUCAUACUGGAAUGCGGACUUUCGACCCUAGACCUCGAGACCCGCCUGCGCGCCAUCGAAAACGAUGCCGCAAAGGGCCAGCACAAUCGUCAAGUAUCGGAUCUGAUGAGCGAUGCCAUGACAGACAGCGUCUCGCGAGACCUUGGCGACUACGCCGCUGGUCAUGCGACGGUGCGUGCAUCUAGUAAUGGUACUGCUACUCCUGCCGAGACCGACAGUCCGGCCCAAAACAAGGGGACCAUGAAGAUGAUAAAAGAUUAUCUUUGGGGCGGCGGCGGUAGCGGCAGGAAUAGUCGUGCAGGUAGUGUCAACGGCGAUACUCCCAAGCAGGAACGGUCCCAGCAGACGGUCGUACGCGCAUUAACCUCGGCCGACAGGCGCCCGACGCUGAAUGAGGAUCUGUUCACGCCACCCGAUGGCGAGUCAGUACGAAGUUCUAGCCGGGCCUCGAGCAUCGUCAACGGCAUGACCCCCGCGAGGAAGAGUUCUAUGCCCUUUACUGCGACCCUGGUACGACUGGUUGCCGGCAACAAUGCCGCCAGCUCCAAGAUCGCGGAUGGCCGUGGUAGGGCAGGCAGUUCCGGAUCUGGAGCCGGCGGAUCCCUACGGACCUCGUCUGUAUCGAGCCAAAGAACGAACGGCUCUGCUCGCGCGGUUUCUACUCAGGGUGGGCCAAAAUCUCUGAUGUCGAUGCGGAGGGUCACAGCAGGUACACUGACUGCCCUGCCGCCUGGUGCGACCGGCCGCACCCGACCAGAGGACCGAUGGGAUACGAUGGUCGUAAGCCCGAGUUUGGAGAACAUCUCUCGUCAGGAGAGCUACGGCCCGGUCGAGAUGGACAAGAUCCUCCCGUUGGAGGGACAGCCGCCGACGCUAUCUCAACUGAACAAUAACUACCGGGGUUCCGGGGAACUUACCGAUAGGUAUGGCUUCAUAUAUGAUCAGCAACGUAAGAAGCGGCAGAGGGCGGCGCAGCUGGCCAGCCAGUUUAGAGGCAGUGCGUCCAACAUAGUCGAGCUACUUCAGAACGGUAAACCAAACCUGGCGGUCACGAUCACCGAAGACAGUUCCAGUUCAAAAUGGGACGUCACUAGCGAAGGUCGCCCCGGUUCUCCGUCUUCUACCGAGGAAGGCAAGUCGGCCUACAGAUGGUACGACUACCUGAAGGUAGUGACAUUUCAGUCAGGGGCAGAACGCACCACCGAGCUACUGUCCGACACUCCUGUUACAAGCGCUGCGGGUAUCGAAGUGACCGAGGGUCCGGACGCCCCCAAGUCCCCCGGACUGCCUCUGCCUGGCAUAGUUACAUCAGAAGACCGCGGUUUUGUGCCGCCUGCGAGCACACCGACGUCGGCAGUCGACACGGGCGACGCGACACUGGUAACCUUGGAGAGAGAGCCGGCGGCGACUUUCGUCAGAGAUGAGGCCGAGCCAGUGAAGCAGCUACUGAACCAGCUCAACAGCCUCCACGAUGAUCUGCAGAGGAAGCGCAUGGACCGCUGGAACGAGUUUCAACGGAAGGUGCGCGCGGAGCGGCGCAAGGUUGGCGAUUCUGCGGUUGCAGAUGCUCGCUUUCACCGCAUGCCUGAGACGAAGCUAGCCGAUGGGGAGCUGAUCGGGAUUGCAGAUCUUGGAAACAAGGGCAAAGUAGGUCGCGCCAAGUGGAGCGAGUUCCGCAGUCUCGUUCUCGGCGGCAUUCCCGUCACGCUUCGUGCCAAGGUCUGGGCCGAAUGCUCGGGUGCCCUGGAGCUGAGAGUGCCCGGCUACUAUGAUGAUCUUGUUUCUCGGCCCAUUGCCGAGGACAAUGCCGAUGUGGUGACGCAGAUUCGGGCCGACAUCAACCGUACGCUGACGGACAAUAUUUUCUUUCGCAAGGGUGCCGGCGUUGAGAGGCUCCAUGAGGUGCUGCUUGCGUACUCACGGCGCAAUCCCGAGGUUGGGUACUGUCAAGGCAUGAACCUGAUCGCUGCAAACCUGUUGCUCGUGACGCCAUCUGCCGAGGAUGCUUUCUGGCUCCUGGCUGCCAUCGUCGAGAAGAUUCUUCCCGCGGGCUACUACGACCACUCGCUGCUAGCCAGUCGAGCGGACCAACAGGUUUUACGGCAGUACGUUGCUGAGGUGCUCCCCCGGCUGUCGGCGCACUUCGAUGCUCUGGGGAUCGAUCUCGAGACGAUGACGUUCCAGUGGUUCCUAUCCGUCUUCACUGACUGCCUCUCGGCCGAGGCCCUCUUCCGAGUCUGGGACGUCAUCCUCUCCCUGGCGGGCGAUGGUUCGACCUUUCUGUUCCAAGUGGCCCUCGCCCUCCUCAAGCUCAACGAAACCCAGCUUCUCACGCAGUGCACUUCCCCGGCAGCCGUCUACACGUACAUCAACCACCAGAUGACGGACCACGCCAUCAGCAUUGACGGUCUGGUCCAAGCAUCCGAGGGCCUCAGGAGACUGGUCAAGAGAGAGGAAGUGGCGGCGCGGAGGCAAGCCGCCGUGGCUGCGGAGCGCGAGGUGGCCCAGCGGAGGGAGCAGGAACGCGCCGCCAGGACCGAGAGGGUGAACGCGGCGCGCGCAUCGCGCAAGGCCGUCGCUGCGGCGGCCGUUGUUACUGGCGACAGCGUAUGUGCGAGCCCGACCGGCACGGCCACGCCAAGCAUCAUCGCGUCUAGCAGGAGCGUCUCCCCCGCGCCCCCAUUGUCGCAGCCCGAAGCUUAG
This is a messenger RNA of Pyricularia grisea, 3351 nucleotides long. RefSeq lists its product as uncharacterized. The transcript has a single exon. Bases 1 to 3351 code for a protein of 1116 amino acids. NCBI's taxonomy places the organism in Eukaryota, Fungi, Ascomycota, Sordariomycetes, Magnaporthales, Pyriculariaceae. The record is from RefSeq and is a predicted model, not a curated record.